Messenger RNA from Peronospora matthiolae, 921 nucleotides. Lineage: Eukaryota; Oomycota; Peronosporomycetes; Peronosporales; Peronosporaceae. The record is from the annotation of a GenBank genome assembly.
AUGCGCACCAAGAGUGACUUAAAGGCGCGUUUCGAAAUGACCGACAGUGGGAAGUGCGCAUUCGUGUUGGGCAUCGAGCUGGUAGACAACGACGACGGUAGCGUGACGAUGUGCCAGCGACGCUACGUGGAAGAUGUUCUCAAGCGUUUUGGCACGAGCGACUGCAAAGCCGUCACCAGCCCAACAGACAUCAGUUCUCGAAUCACACCAAGCACCGCAACAACCAAAAUCCAUGCCCCGUUUCGUGAAGCAGUAGGCGCUCUGAUGCACUUGAUGACCGCGACACGACCGGACAUUGCCUUUGCUGUGAGUUACGUUUCGCGCUUCAUGGAGAACCCCCAAGUCGAGCAUUGGAUGGCGGUCAAGCGCAUUUUGCGAUACUUACAAGGGACUAAGUCGCACGGUAUCUGCUUCAAGCCUGAUGACAAGAUAGACUUUUGUGGCUACUCGGAUGCAGACUGGGCCGGCGACCAUGCAGACCGCAAGUCGACUUCAGGAUACGCGUUUAUCCUGAUGGGUGCUCCGGUGAGCUGGGGAAGCAAAAAGAAGUCAAGUGUGUUGCUGUCAACAAGUGAAGCUGAGUACAUUGCACUAAGUCUGGCGAUUCAAGAAGGCAAGUGGGUGCAUCGAUUGCUGUGCGAGAUUCUGGAUACCGCAGAGGACAAGUCUGGACCCGAGCUCAAGAUCAUGGAAGACAACCAGUCGUGCAUCAAGAUGACGAAGAAUCCGGUGAACCAUGGUCGGGCCAAGUACAUCGACAUCAAGUACCACCACAUUCGUGAUGAAGUCAAGCGUGGUGAUGUCAAGUUGGAGUACUGUGAGACUACGAUCAUGUUGGCGGACAUCAUGACGAAGGGACUGCCAGGACCGCGUCACAAGGACUUGACGGCAGCGCUCGGCAUACACGCGUGUUCGCAUUGA